CUUUAAAAAGUCUGUUUCUAGUUAAGGUUGAUUCUUUGGGAAUGGCUUCCCUCCAGAUGUUGUGGGUGCUCCCAUCACUGGAGUGAGCUGCAACCUCUGUCCCAAUCCCCUGCUUAUUUCAGACAAAUGGCUGUGCAGGCUCUUUGUAAAAGCCACCAAUGAUGGAGCACCUACAACUCCUGAAGGUAAGCUGUUCCACUGGUUAAUUGUUCCCACUGUUAGGAAGUUUCUCCUAACAGGAAGUUCUAGAAUCUAGGUUGCUUCUCUCCUUGAUUAGUUCCAUCCAAUAGUUGCACAUUUAUGAUGAUCCCCAUUUGUGACCUUCCCAGCUAUUUUCUGAUAAGCAAAAUCAGUGGAUAUACUGACAGGAAAUUGCAAGUCACAAUCAUAUGAAAUUGCCUUUAACAACCCACAGUAAUUUGCUUAACUAGAGAGGAACAGAUGUAAGUUGGCACUGUCAUGUGACAUCAUGCUUAAUGAUUGAGCUGCUUCAUGAUGCAAAUAUCCGUUCCAAUUGUGGUAGGUUUAGUGAGGACUCCUUGAGUGGGGAGGUCACCAGAGGGGUUGUAGACAGUGUUUUCCGCUCUUAUUUGCAGCUGAGGAUUUCCAUGAACAAAAGUGGUGCUUCAAAUCUUGCAGAGGUUUUCAGCACUAUUUAAUAAUAAUAAUAAUAACAACAACAACAGAGUUGGAAGGGACCUUGGAGGCCUUCUAGUCCAACCCCCUUCCCCAGGCAGGAAACCCUACACCAUUUCAGACAAAUGGUUAUCCAACAUUUUCUUAAAAAUUUCCAGUGUUGGAGCAUUCACAACUUCUGCAGGCAAGUUAUUCCACUGGUUAAUUGUUCUAACUGUCAGGAAAUUUCUCCUUAGUUCUAAGUUGCUUCUCUCCUUGAUUAGUUUCCACCCAUUGCUUCUUGUCCUGCCUUCAGGUGCUUUGGAGAAUAGUUUGACUCCCUCUUCUUUGUGGCAACCCCUGAGAUAUUGGAACAUUGCUAUCAUGUCUCCCCUAGUCCUUCUUUUCAUUAAACUAGACAUACCGUGUCUCUGCAACCGUUCUUCAUAUGUUUUAGCCUCCAGUCCCCUAAUCAUCUUUGUUGCUCUUCUCUGCAUUCUUUCUAGAGUCUCAGCAUCUUUUUUACAUCGUGGCAACCAAAACUGAAUGCAAUAUUCCAAGUGUGGCCUUACCAAGGCAUUAUAAAGUGGUAUUAACACUUCACGUGAUCUCGAUUCUAUCCCUCUGUUUAUACAGGCCAGAACUGUGUUGGCUUUUUUGGCAGCUGCUGCACACUGCUGGCUCAUAUCUAAAUGGUUGUCCACUAGGACUCCAGGAUCCCUCUCACAGACAAAGAGGAUGGCAAUAAGAGCACUCGGGACAACUGUAAAUAACAAGCACCGUUGAAAAGAGAAGAAAAUUGAGCCAGAAAUCAAAACAUUUUCCAUUUCCUUCAGAAAACCACACAAUUCUCCUCCUCCUCCUCCAACAGCUGUUAGACAAAAGAGAGAAAAUCAAUAAAGAAUAAGCAGAUUAUGCAGAACUGAAGGAUACAUUACAUGAAAAGUGAUUAUUUUUCAUUCAGCAAAAGAGGGAAAUAUCAGGAAGUCAGUGGGGAGGAAACUGUCAAUAGAAAAGCCACAUAGAACUGACAGGAAUGCAGACCUCUCCUUGCGAGGAAGAAAAUGGCUUGAAUGAAAGCACCACUAAACAAAGCAUUGUCCAUAUUUUUGACUUCCUCAAGAAUAUCAGCUGUGGAAAAGCUCCACAGAUUUGCCUAUUUUGGGAAAAGUACAGAUUGCAAAUAACAGCUGAUUAUGCAACAAGGAGCUAGAGAGGAGAAUAGCAAUACACAUGAACUCAAUGUAGCAAAAACUGGUCUCUCUUGUGGUUGUGUCUAGAUUGUGGGGAAAGCUUCAUUAGAAAUUUCCAUCUCAGACAGCAUAGAAUUCACACAAAAAACACCAUUUGUAUGUCCUUUCUGUGGGAAAAGUUUCAGUCAGAAUUCUAGCCUCGUGAUACACAAGGCUAGAAUUCCAAUUUGAUGGUUCAUCAGAGGAAUCUCAAAGGAGAAAAACCCUUUCAAUGUCCUGAUUGUGGGAGAAGUUCCAGUCAUAAUUCCAGCCUGGUAAUACAUCAGAGGAUUCACUCCAUGGAGAAACACUAUGAAUGUCGAGAAUGUGGGAAAGGUUUCAUUAGCAAUUCCCACCUCAUGAGACACCAGAGGACUCACACAGGAGAGAAAGCCUUUUAUUGUCUUAUCUGUGGAAAAGGUUUUACUCAGAAUUCCCACUGCAUGAGUCAUCAGAGGACUCACACAGGAGAGAAACCCUUUGAAUGUCCAGAUUGUGGGAAAAGUUUCAGUCGAAAUUUCCUUCUCAUUAAUCACCAGAGGAUUCACACAGGAGAGAAACCCUUUGAAUGUCUUGACUGUGGAAAACGUUUUAGUCAGAAUUCCCACCUCGUAAGACACCAGAGGACUCAUACAGGAGAGAAACCUUUUGAAUGUCCUAUCUGUGGGAAAUGUUUUAGUGAUAAUUCCAGCCUGGUGAAACAUCAGAGGACUCACACAGGAGAGAAACCCUUUGAAUGUCCUAUCUGUGGGAAACGUUUUAGUGAUAAUUCCAUGCUGGCAAAACAUCAGAGGACUCACACGGAAGGGAAACCUUUCCAAUGUCCUGAUUGUGGGAAAUAUUUCAUUAGUAAUUCCCACCUCAUAAUACACCAGAGGACACACACAGGGGAGAAACCCUUCGAAUGUCCUGUCUGUGGGAAAAGUUUUAGUGAUAAUUCCAGCCUGGUGAAACACCAGAGGACUCAUACAGGAGAGAAACCCUUUGAAUGUCCUGAUUGUGGGAAAGGUUUCAGUGAGAAUUCCAGCCUGGUAGUACACCAGAGGACUCACACUGGAGAGAAACCCUUUGAAUGUACUGAUUGUGGGAAAAGAUUCAGUCAGAAUUCCUCCCUGGUAGCACACCAGAGGACUCACACUGGAGAGAAACCCUUUGAAUGCCCUAUCUGUGGGAAAAGUUUCAGUCACAAUAACAGCCUGAUAAAUCACCAGAGGACUCACACAGGAGAGAAACCCUUUGAAUGUCCUGACUGUGGGAAAGAUUUUAGUAAGAAUUCCCACCUCAUGAGACACCAGAGGACUCACACAGGAGAGAAACCCUUUGAAUGUUCUGACUGUGGGAAAAGUUUCAGUCAGAAUUUCUACCUCGUGACACACCAGAGGACUCACACAGGAGAGAAACCCUUUCAAUGUCCUGACUGUGGGAAAAGUUUCAGUCAGAAUUCCCAUCUCAUGAUACACCAGAGGACUCACACAGGAGAGAAACCCUUUCAAUGUCCUGACUGUGGGAAAAGUUUCAGUCGGAAUUUCCACCUUGUGAGACACCAGAGGACUCACACUGUGGAGAAACCUUUCAAAUGUCCAGUCUGUGGACAUUACUUCAAGCAUAAACCAUCCCUUAUUGCACAUGAGGAAAUCCACAUGAGGCAAAAGAUUCAUUCCACAGAGAAACCCUGUGAGUGUCGAGAUUGCAGGAAAAGUUUCAUUAGAGAUUCCCAAAUCAUGAGACACAAGAGGACUCAUACAGGAGAGAAACCCUUUGAAUGUGCUAUCUGUGGGAAAACUUUCAGACAGAAUGGCCACCUGGUGAUACACCAGAGGACCCACACGGGAGAGAAACCCUUUGAAUGUCCUGACUGUGGGAAACGUUACAGUCAGAAUUCUUACCUGGUGAUACACCAGAGGACCCACACGGGAGAGAAACCCUUUGAAUGUGCUAUCUGUGGGAAAACUUUCAGACAGAAUGCCCACCUGGUGAAACACCAGAGGACCCACACGGGAGAGAAACCCUUUGAAUGUCCUGACUGUGGGAAACGUUACAGUGAGAAUUCUUACCUGGUGAAACACCAGAGGACCCACACGGGAGAGAAACCCUUUGAAUGUGCAAUCUGUGGGAAAAGUUUCAGUCAGAAUUCCUACCUGGUAAUGCACCAAAGGACUCACACCGGAGAGAAACCCUUUGAAUGUUCUGACUGUGGGAAACGUUUCAAUCAGAAUUCCUGCCUGAUAAUGCACCAGAGGACUCACACAGGAGAGAAACCCUUUGAAUGUUCUGUCUGUGGGAAAAGUUUCAUUAAGAAUUCCCACAUGGUGAUUCACCACAGGACUCACACAGGAGAGAAACCCUUUGAAUGUCCUAUCUGUGGGAAAAGUUUUAGUGAUCUUUCCAGCCUCAUGAAACACCAGAGGACUCACACAGGAGAGAAACCCUUUGAAUGUCCUAUCUGUGGGAAAACAUAUCGUUAUAAUUCCAGCCUGGUGAAACACCAAAGGACUCACACAGGAGAGAAACCCUUUGAAUGUCCUAUCUGUGGGAAAAGUUUUAAUGAUAAUUCCCGCCUUAUGAGACACCAGAGUAUUCACACAGGAGAGAAACCCUUUGAAUGUCCUAUUUGUGGGAAAGGUUUUCGUGAUAAUUCCAGCCUGGUGACACACCAGAGGAUUCAUAGUGGAGAGAAACCCUUUGAAUGUCUUAUCUGUGGGAAAACUUAUAGUUAUAAUUCCAGCCUGUUGACACACCAGAGGACUCACACAGGAGAGAAACCCUUUGAAUGUCCUGACUGUGGGAAAAGUUUCAGUCAAAAUUCCCACCUUAUGAGACACCAAACUAUUCACACAAUGGAGAAAUCUUUGAAAUGUCCAGUCUGUGGACGUUACUUCAAGCAUAAAUCAUCCCUUAUUGCACACAAGGAAAUCCACAUGAGGCAAAAGUUGAAGAGUUUAGAGAACUCUUGAAUUUCAUUUGUGAUCUCCCAUGGAAAGUCUAGGUGAGAAAUUGAUUGUUUGAAUUUUUGCCUGAUUCAUUUUACUCAAAACAUUUCUCAGGAUUAAACUUAUAGGUGGAGAGAAAAGGGAAGUGGAAAAUGGCCUGACUCCCAUCCCACCAGACUUCACACCCUCCUCCUCCUUACCUUUUGAAGAUCGCUAAUCCAGUUGCUCUAACAUCUGUAGUCAUGAAAACCUUUGAAAGGCUAGUGCUGUCCCACUUGAAAACCAUCAUGGAUCUGCUGUUAGACCCCUUGCAAUUUGCAUACUGAGCAAAUAGAUCAACAGAUGAUGCUGUUAAUAUGGCUCUGCACUACAUCCUACAACAUCUUAACAUAACAUAACAUAAUAACAGAGUUGGAAGGGACUUGGAGGUCUUCUAGUCCCACCCCCUGCCCAGGCAGGAAACCCUACACCAUUUCAGACAAAUGGCUAUCCAACAUUUUCCUAAAAAUUUCAAGUGUUGGAGCAUUCACAACUUCUGCAGGCAAGUUGUUCUACUUAUUGAUUGUUCUAACUGUCAGGAAAUUUCUCCUUAGUUCUAAGUUGCUUCUCUCCUUGAUUUGUUUCCACCCAUUGCUUCUUGUCCUGCCUUCAGGUGCUUUGGAGAAUAGCGUGACUCUCUCUUCUUUGUGGCAGUCACUGAGAUAUUGGAACACUGCUAUCAUGUCUCCCCUAGUCCUUCUUUUCAUUAAACUAGACAUCCCCAGUUCCUGCAAUCGUUCUUCAUAUGUUUUAGUCUCCAGUCCCCUAAUUAUCUUUGUUGCUCUUCUCUGCACUCUUUCUAGAGUCUCAACAUCUUUUUUACAUCGUGGCGACCAAAACUGGAUGCAAUAUUCCAAGUGUGGCCUUGGAAUACCAAGGCAUUAUAAAGUGGCACUAACACUUCACGUGAUCUUGAUUCUAUCCCUCUGUUUAUGCAGCCCAGAACUGUGUUGGCUUUUUUAGCAGCUGCUACACACUGCUGGCUCAUAUCUAAAUGGUUAUCCACUAGGACUCCAAGAUCCCUCUCACAGGUACUACUAUUGAGGAAGGUACCACAUAUACGAUACCUGUGCAUUUUGGUUUUUUUUGCCUAAAUGUAGAACCUUACUUUUUUCACUGUUGAAUUUCAUUUUGUUGGAUAGUGCCCAAUGUUCAAGUCUGUCAAGAUCUUUCUGUAUCUUGAGCCUAUCUUCUGGAGUGUUGGCUAUUCCUGCCAGCUUGGUGUCAUUUGCAAAUUUGAUGAGUUCCCCAUCUAUCCCCUCGUCCAAGUCAUUGAUGAAGAUGUUGAAGAGUACUGGGCCUAAAACAGAGCCUUGGGGUCCUCCACUGCAUACUUCCCUCCAUGUGGAUGUAGUUCCGUUGAGGACUACACGUUGAGUGCGGUUGGUCAGCCAGUUACGAAUCCAUCUGGUGGUGGUGCUGUCUAACCCACAUUUUUCUACUUUAUCUAAUAGUAGGUUAUGGUCUGCUUUAUCAAAUGCUUUACUGAAGUCCAAGUAAAUUAUAUCGACAGCAUUCCUCUGGUCUACUAAUUUUGUCAUUUUGUCAAAGAAUGCAAUGAGAUUAGUCUGGCAUGAUCUGUUUUUGACAAACCCAUGUUGGCUUUUGGUUAUUACUUUGUUUGCUUCUAGGUGUUCAAUGAUUCGUUGCUUGAUUAUCUUUUCCAGAAUCUUCCCUGGUAUUGAGGUCAGGCUGAUAGGUCUGUAGUUUCCUGGAUCUGUUUUUUUCCCUUUUUUGAAGAUGGGAACUACAUCAGCUCUUUUCCAGUCCUCUGGCAGUUCCCCUGUGCUCCAGGAUCUUUGAAAGAUAUAGUUCAGUGGUUCUGAGAUCUCAUCUGCCAGUUCCUUCAGAACCUUGGGGUGUAAUCCAUCCGGUCCUGGUGAUUUGAACUCAUCUAGGGUAGACAGGUGUUCACUUACCAUUUUCUUCCCUAUUUUAACUUGUGUUCCUAAUCUGUUUUUUGUGGUGCUGUUUUUGAUAGGUUGGAUUGUUUUUUCCUUUUGUGUAAAGACAGAUGCAAAAAAUGAGUUAAGUAGAUCUGCUUUCUCCCUGUUGCUUGUCACCUUCUUGCCACUUUCUCCCAGCAAUGGGCCAAUUGUUUCCUUGACUUUUUUCUUGUUUUUAACAUGUUGGAAGAAGCUUUUUUUGUUAUUUUUUACUUUUGUCACUAGCCUUUGUUCAUUGUGAGCCUUAGCUUUCCUCACUUCAUCUUUACAGGCUCGGGCUAUUUGCUGAUAUUCUGCCUUACUUAUUUACGCCUCUUUCCACUUUUUAUACUUGUCCUUUUUGUCUUUCAAUUUGUCAGAUAGUUCUUUAUGCAUCCAUGCUGGUUUCUUUUGAGAUCUAUUAUUUUUCUUCUUCAAUGGUAUUGUGCUAGACUGCGCUUUUAUAAUCUCACUUUUCAAAAUUUCCCAAGCUUCUUAAGUUGUUUUCCACUUGAAGAUUCUCAUCCAUGGAAUCUUUCUCAAGCUGUCUCUAAAUUUAUUGAAAUUAGCUCUCUUAAAGUCCAAGACUCUAGUUUGACUUGGUUCUACUACUUGUGUUUGCAUAAUGUUGAAUUCCAGUAUGGCGUGAUCACUUGCCCCCAAGAUUCCUGUAGCUUGAACACCUUCUAUCAUUUCAUCUCUGUUAGUGAGAAUUAAGUCCAAUAUGGCUGAUCCCCUUGUUCCCUUCUCUGCUUUUUGGGAAACGAAGUUGUCUGCUAGGUUUGUUAGAAACCUGUUGGAUCUUCCACUUGGUGCAGAGUUUGUCUCCCAGUUGAUGUCAGGGUAGUUAAAAUCCCCCAUUACUACUGUGAUGUGCUUCCUACAUACCUUAGUUAGCUGACUAGCAAAAAGUUCAUCUACUUCCUCUGUUUUGUUGGGUGGCCUAUAGUCUAUGCCUAUGGCAAUAUCAUUUCCCACCCCCCCACCUUUAAUAUUGACCCAAAUGCAUGCAAGAUAAUUUUCAUCAUUGUUGAAUCUCCAAAGACCUAUUCUUGAAUCUCCAAAGACCUAUGCAAGGGUCCUCUUUAUAGACUUUAGUUCAGCAUUUAAUAUCAUCAUUCCAGACAUUCUUCUAACUAAGCUAAACCAGCUACAGGUACCGGAACAGACUUGUAAGUGGAUCACAAGCUUCCUAACAAACAGGAAGCAGCAGGUGAAGCUAAGCAGAAUCAUAUCAGAUACCUGUACAAUUAGCCCAGGGGCCCCCCAAGGCUGUGUGCUCUCCCCACUUCUCUUCUCUCUUUAUACAAAUGACUGCAUCUCUAAUGAUCCAUCUUUUAAACUACUGAAGUUCACAGAUGACACAACAGUGAUUGGCCUCAUUCGAGACAAUGAUGAAUCCACAUACAGACGGGAGGUUGAACGACUAGUCAAUCUCAAACAAUCUGGAACUGAACACACACAAAACCGUAGAAAUGGUGGUAGACUUUAGGAUAAACUCUUCCAUACUUCCACCUCUCACAAUACUUGACAACACAGUAUCAACAGUAAAAAGCUUCAAAUUUCUAGAUUCUACCAUAUCGCAAGAUCGAAAAUGGACAGCUAACAUCAAAAACAUCAUCAAAAAAGCACAACAAAGAAUUUCCUUUCUGCGCCAACUAAGAAAGCUCAAACUGCCCAAGGAGCUGCUGAUCCAGUUCUACAGAGGAAUUGUUAAGUCUGUCAUCUGCAUCUCUAUAACUGUCUGGUCUGGUUCUGCAACCCAACAAGACAGACACAGAUUUCAGAGGAUAAUUAGAACUGCAGAAAAAAACAAUUGCUACCAACCUGCCUUCCAUAUACUGCAUAUCCUGUAUACCAACCUGCCUUCCAUAUACUGCCUUCCUGUAUACUGCAUGAAUCAAAAAGAGGGCUGUGAAAAUAUUUACAGACCACUCACAUUCUGGACAUAAACGGUUUCAACUCCUACCCUCAAAACGAUGCUAUAGAGCACUGCACACCAGAACAACUAGACACAAGAACAGUUUUUUCCCGAAUACCAUCACACUGCUAAACAAAUAAUUCCCUCAACACUGUCAAAGUAUUUACUAAAUCUGUACUACUAUUAAUCUUCUCAUUGUUCCCAUCACCCAUCUCCUUCCACUUAAUGAUUGUAAUUUUGUUGCUUGUAUCCUUACGAUUUAUACUGAUAUUGUUUCCUGAUUGCUUAUUUGUAGCCUAUGACUACCAUUAAAUGUUGUAUCUUUAAGUAUUAAAUUUGUUCCCUAUG
This is a messenger RNA of Ahaetulla prasina, 9010 nucleotides long. Its product is annotated as zinc finger protein 850-like. NCBI's taxonomy places the organism in Eukaryota, Metazoa, Chordata, Lepidosauria, Squamata, Colubridae. The coding region runs from base 2039 to 4801 and encodes 920 amino acids. The transcript has 3 exons. The record is from RefSeq and is a predicted model, not a curated record.